UAAACUACCAGUAAUGCAACCUAAAAAAAUACAAUAAGCGUCAGCUGAACUCCGAAGGAGAGGGAGAGGGAAACGUGUCUCCGGCCCGCAGCGCUACAAUAUAAAGGAGAAAAAGCCGUAAACUAAAAGGGAAACUGAAAUCCCAGAACCCACUGAAUUCAUGCCACUUCCGAUCCUAACAUCUUUCCUAUUUCAAAUUUCUUCUGCUUUUUCACCUGUCUUUUGCUUCAUUUUCACCCGUCGUUUUUUUCCAAUUUUUCCACUUUCACACUUGCCAAACCCUGAUCGAUCAAUCGUCAAUCUUCAUACAAACACAUCUCGAUUCCAACUCCGAUUCCCCAAAACUCUCCCAAAAUUAACUAGCCAUGUUCAUUUCGUCAAAUUUUGUUCCGGCAGAUGAGGAAACCGUCGUCUUCGAGGCGUUCACUUUGUGACAGAUUUUGAUUUUUAUAUUUUGGUACUUGAAUGGGCGACCUUCGAGCUUGGUCACCUGAGUUAAACGGCGCGGUUUUAGAGGAAAGGCCGUUGUCGUCGUCUUUGUCUUUGGCAAACCAAGCCGGUGUUAGUGCCGAGUCCUGGGAAAGAGCCGAAGCCGUAACGCAGGGGAUCAUAGCCCAGGUGCAACCCACCCUUGUCUCGGAGGAGAGGAGGAAAGCGGUUAUUGAUUAUGUGCAGAGGCUAAUUAGGAAUUCUGUUGGUUGUGAGGUAUUCCCAUUUGGGUCGGUUCCACUGAAAACCUAUCUUCCUGAUGGAGAUAUUGACUUGACAGCUUUUGGUGGUAUGAAUAUUGAGGAAGCACUGGCCAAUGAUGUCUGCUCUGUCCUUGAAAGGGAAGAUCAGAACAGGACUGCUGAGUUUGUUGUGAAGGAUGUUCAGUUAAUCAGGGCAGAGGUUAAGCUUGUAAAGUGUCUGGUACAGAACAUUGUAGUGGAUAUCUCCUUCAAUCAGUUAGGAGGGCUUUGCACAUUAUGCUUUCUUGAACAGGUUGAUUGUCUGAUUGGCAAAGAUCACCUUUUCAAACGCAGUAUUAUACUGAUCAAGGCUUGGUGCUACUAUGAGAGCCGUAUUCUUGGUGCGCAUCAUGGCUUGAUAUCUACCUAUGCUUUGGAGACUUUGGUUCUAUAUAUCUUCCAUCUAUUCCAUUCAUCAUUAACUGGUCCUUUAGCUGUUCUCUAUAAAUUCUUGGACUACUUCAGCAAAUUUGAUUGGGACAACUACUGUAUCAGUUUGAAUGGUCCAGUCCGAAUAUCCUCACUGCCAGAAGUUGUGGUUGAGACACCUGAAAAUGGCGGAUUUGAUCUGUUGCUUAGUAAUGAUUUUCUCAAGGAAUGUGUGGAAAUGUUCUCAGUUCCUGCAAGAGCAUAUGAGACAAACUCGCGAACAUUUCCCCCUAAGCAUCUUAAUAUUGUUGAUCCAUUGAAAGAAAAUAACAACCUCGGUCGGAGCGUAAGCAAAGGAAACUUUUACCGAAUAAAGAGUGCUUUCACAUAUGGGGCUCGAAAGCUUGGUCGCAUCCUUUCUCAGCCAGAAGAAAGCAUCACUGAUGAACUUUAUAAAUUUUUUUCUAACACUUUAGAUAGGCAUGGAAAUGGACAGAGGCCUGAUGUUCAAGAUCCGGCACCUUCAGAUGGACAACAUGCGUUUGCUGCCACACUGUCAUUUCCAGGUCCAGAGUCAUAUGAAGAAGAUCAUACAAUUUGUGAAUCAGAAUCUUCUGAUUCAAGUGGUGUAACUGGAGAAUGUAGAUCGGAUCAUGAGCAACCUUUUUAUGGAGGCAGUGUUAAGGUAUCAGGGAGGAAAAUGAAUUUUAACGGAACAAUUAAUGAACUACAAAAUUCUGCAAAUGGGCCUGCUGUUUCAGAAAAUCGUCUUUCUGGUGAUGCAAAAGACCUUGCAACUUCUAGACUGCAAGGUCUCUCGAUUGCAAAUGAUGCAAUUAAAUUUUCUGCUCUGAGUGCUGAAGAGAGUGAAUCCCCUAUGGGCAAAGCACAUCAUGCACCUCAUCUCUAUUUCUCUUCCUCAGUCAUGGGAAAUGGGGAAAUGAGAAGUGGGAAUAUGGAAAGGAAACAUCAUGAAAGUUCUGGUUUUAUGGAGAAGAGAGUGUCUUCUGGGCUUCAGCCAGCUCCUGUUGAGGAUAUGAUCCAUGCUGUCUGUAAUGACGCAGAAAACAAGGUGGUCACUAACCAUGAAGUUCUGUCUCCUCUGGGAUCAAAAAAUCGUCCAUUACUCUUCAGUUCAGUGGCUUGGUCCUCUGAAGAUCUUUAUCCUAGCCAUUCCAGCAAUCGGGCCAGUGCUAGUACUGCUGGAAGUUCUGAAGCCCUCGAGUCUUUGUCAGAUCUUAGUGGGGAUUAUGAGGGUCACAUAAACAGUUUGCAUCAUGGUCAAUGGUGGUACGAGUAUGCAUUUAGUACGUCUGCUCCUAUGUCUCCCCAGCUGCUUACUCCGUUCCAGAGCAAGAAUUCAUGGGAUGUAAUAAGACGGUCAAUGCAGUUUAGGCGGAAUGUGGUCUCCCAGAUGAAUGUCAAUGGUGUUGUACCAAGACCAGUUUUUUACCCCAUGAACCCACACAUGCUACCUGGUGGAGCCUUUGGUGUGGAGGAAAUGCCAAAGCCUCGAGGAACAGGGACAUACUUUCCCAACACGAACCAUUACAGGGACAGGAAGUUGACAGCUAGGGGAAGGAAUCAAGCACCAGUAAGGUCUCCUCAUUCCAAUGGUCGUGUUGUGACUUCCCAGGAGAAAAGUCUGCCAGAAAGAAACUGCCGAGACCAUGAGCUGUCACAAGCACAAAUUCAUAUCCACCAAGGUGGUGGAAAGUUUGGAUCUUCAGAUCUUCGCCACACUGGUUCUCCUGAAACCAAACAAUGCUCCAAUAUAAACAGUUCAAUGCAUAUGUCAGAGAGGAUGGUAGAAUUUGGGUCAAUUGGACAUCCACCACAUGGUAUCUCCUCGACAGAAGUUGGUAGGCAGCCAAACUCAGGUUCUGCACCAGCUCACAAUUUUAGCGUGAGCCAAGCAACCCCAGGGAUGCAAGGGCCAAAACCUGUUUUGGCCAUCAAUCAGGAUAGGAUGGCGAUGCAGUCAUACCAGUUGAAAGAUGAAGGUGAUUUCCCCCCUUUAUCCGAUUCCAGUGGGAAGGGAUUGUCUAUCAGUACGGUUAAGAAGCUUGAAAGAUCAGAACAGUAAAUUCUAACAAACCAGCCUGUGCCAGGUUUUUCUGCCUCAUGGCUCCUUGACAACCACCUGGAUGAUGUGUGCGUGGAGUUCCCUGUUUUGUGUUUGGUUUGAGUGCCUUUUGUACAUUCUACUAAUGAUUCCUUAGCUGUCUUGUUUUUAUGUAUAGGAUGGUUGAAUUAUGAUUUUAGCUCAAGUUUUGAUGUCACUGUCAUCCCUUGUAGGUAAAAGGUAUAGAAACAAAAAUUGUUGUUUCUCAUCUCUAAUGCAACUUAAAUUGGGAAAUAAUUUUCUUUUGUAGCUGUAAUGAGAGAACCAUUGCUUUUUGGGA
Molecule: messenger RNA, 3505 nt
Organism: Hevea brasiliensis (rubber tree)
Lineage: Eukaryota; Viridiplantae; Streptophyta; Magnoliopsida; Malpighiales; Euphorbiaceae
Exons: 9
Coding region: 466-3186 (906 amino acids)
Source: RefSeq, a predicted model, not a curated record